Messenger RNA from Insectozyma verbasci, 474 nucleotides. The record is from the annotation of a GenBank genome assembly. Lineage: Eukaryota; Fungi; Ascomycota; Pichiomycetes; Serinales; Debaryomycetaceae.
AUGGUUAAAGAUAAAUCAAUUGCAAUUAAAAAAGCAGCACAAGCACAAUCUAGAGCGACUCCAACUACUCCAGCUACUACAGUAGUACAACCUGUUUCAACAACUUUUCAUGAAUUGCAAUCUGCUAUAAAUACAACUUUUAAAGAUUACUUCAGAAAUUUAACACCAAGAACUAAAUUGAUUGAUUUAUUUUUAUUGUUUUUGGUAUUAUUAGGUGUAUUACAAUUUAUUUAUGUUUUAUUAAUUGGUAAUUUUCCAUUCAAUGCAUUUUUAGGUGGUUUUAUAUCUUGUGUUGGUCAAUUUGUUUUAUUGGUAAGUUUAAGAUUACAAAUAAAUGAUGAAACAAAAGAAGGACAAGUAGAAGGUGAAGAAGAUUCAAAAAUAUUCAAAUUUAUUUCUCCAGAAAGAUCAUUUGGUGAUUUUAUAUUUGCUAGUUUAAUUUUACAUUUUAUAGUUAUUCAUUUUAUAAAUUAA